AGGUUAUUGUCAAGUUAAAUAAUCAGAUAAGUCAUUUUUUAAUAUAUAAGGUAGCGCAUGUUGAAGAAGUAUCUUACAGAAUUUGACGUACUUCGAAGAAAGCGCAAAAAUGCUGAUUUUGUUUUUUACGAUAUUCUCUGUUGCAUUUUCAGCACCAACAGACACUGUUGUAAUUGAUCUUGCUAAGGAGACAAAGUUUGUACUAACAUGUCCAACACUGAACGAUGGAGACUUUGUUUUGUGGUAUAAGUACGACAAGAAAGCCUCAAAAGAUGUUGAACUUGGUUUCAGCGACGAAAUCUACUUCCCAUCCUUAACAGAAGUGGAGAUACGCGGUGUGAAACCAGGUUUUUCAGGAGUAUAUAAGUGCAAGGUACCCUUCACAGAAGAACUACUCAAAACAUUCGAGGUUAAAGCAACAGAUUCGUCCAAGGAAACAGAUGUAGUGCUGGUGGAUCCUCCCAAAUGGACACUCAUUCCCAACCCGCUCAAGAUCGUGAGCAAUAAUAGGGCUGUUAUAAUACCAUGUCGAGCAAGCGGUAAAGAUGUAGUGGUCAAAGCUUUUAAACUCAAGAAAAACAAAGAAAUCCUCUAUGAACUUCCAAACAAAGGUGUGGUGCUACAUACGCCAAAAGCUGAAGAUUCUGGAUCUUAUUUAUGCACUGCAAAGAAUCAAGGGGGAAAGCUGAGCCAUUACUUUGAGAUUUUAGUAAAAGUAAACGGUGGAGUAUCAGAUUGGAAUGAGUGGGAGCCUUGCGAUGCCGUCUGCGGAUAUGGUGUGCGAGUACGAAAUCGAAAAUGUGAUAACCCAAAACCAGCAAAUGGUGGUGCAAAAUGCACUGAAAAGAUGACUGAGAGACAAAGCUGUAGAAUAAGAUCUUGCACUGUACCACGGUUAACAAAAUUCGGUUUUGAGAUAACAGAUGAAGAAUUGAUCCUUCAUUGCCAUUCAAAAGGAAUACCGUCACCGGCCGUGCAAUGGAAAUUAGAUGGCAGAUAUCUGGACUCAACAUUUGAUUCCAAAAGUCCAACUAUGAAGAUUCCUAAAGCUAAAGCACGAUCGGGAUCUUACAGUUGCAAGAUUUCAAACUCUGCUGGUUAUUUCACAAUGUAUAUUUCAAUAGAAGUGUAAUCUCAUGCUUUUGUAUCUGUACAUAGUUCGGAUUGGACGUCACUGUAGUGGCAUUCUUUUUUUUAUGUUUUAAUAUAUUUCUAAGUUUUGCUUUCA
Messenger RNA from Hydractinia symbiolongicarpus, 1228 nucleotides. RefSeq lists its product as uncharacterized. The coding region runs from base 110 to 1132 and encodes 340 amino acids. Gene Ontology annotation, molecular function: cell-cell adhesion mediator activity. The transcript has 7 exons. NCBI's taxonomy places the organism in Eukaryota, Metazoa, Cnidaria, Hydrozoa, Anthoathecata, Hydractiniidae. Gene Ontology annotation, cellular component: plasma membrane; axon. Gene Ontology annotation, biological process: dendrite self-avoidance; axon guidance; homophilic cell-cell adhesion. The record is from RefSeq and is a predicted model, not a curated record.